AUGAACCUCUACCCCGUCCCGCGGUCCGACGACCUCACGCCCGAGCUGCCCAGCGCCGCCGCCGAGGCCAUCGUCCUCUACGUCGUCGCCGGCCUGACUCUCACCGCCGCCGUCGCCUACUUUUGCCGCGCCGCGCUCUUCCGUCUACUUCCCGCGUGGCUGCGGCCCUUUGCGGCCGAGGAGCGGCCCAGCCCCGUCGAGGGCAGCGGCGACGACGAGGACUGGGACGACCCAUUUGUGCCCAAGCGCUGGACGCACUGGACGCUGCUCCUCUUCCUCAUCGCCAUCUUCGGCCUCGUCCUCGCCUUCGUCCCCGUCGUCGUCGAGCCCGAGCAGAGCCUGCACCUCUUCGACAUUGUGCCCUGGUUCUCCAUCGCCGCCGUCACCAUGGCCGACCGCCCGACGCGCACGCCGCGCAUCCUGCUCGUGCAGUACUUUGUCUUGCUGCUCGGCCGCGCCGCCGCCUAUUCGCUGCGCUUCCUCAACCAUCAGAGCCUCCUCGACGCCGAGGAGCCCACGCCGCUGAUCCGCGUCGCGCUCGCCGCCCUCGCGCUCGUCUGCAUCUGCGCCAUGCCCCUCCGCGACCCGACCUGGGACGUCGCCAACAUUGGCACCGGCAAGCUCCCGCCCUCGCACCACCUGCGCAGCCCCGAGGACAGCCUCAGCCUGCUGCGCUUCUGGACCAUGAGCUGGGUGACGCCGCUGGCCGCGCUCUGCCAGACGCGCGAAAUCACCGUCGAGGACGUCUGGCAGCUGCCGUUUGACUUUCAGCACACUCGCCUGUACGAGGUCUUUCGCGAGGUCCGCGGCCGCCUGCUGCCGUGUUUGGUGGAAGCCAACGGCCUGGACCUGUUCAUCUCCACCGCGCUCGCCAUGGUCGAAAAGGUCCUCGAGGUGUCCAACAUCCGCCUCACCAGCAAGCUCUACCAGGCGCUGGACCGGGGUGAUCCCCGGCAGGCCGUCUACUGGAGCAUCGUCAUGCUCGCCAUCGACGCCGUGCGCCAGGUCGCCAAGACGACGGCCAACUGGUACUCCCGCAAGGCUUAUGAGCGCUCUCGCGGCGAGACCUUUAUCGGCCUCUUCAGUAAACUCCUCACCCGCGCGGUGCCGGGUUCCGACGCCACAGAGAAAGGACCCCAGGACACCAUCAACCAUCACAUCUCCAAUGGGUCGCAGACCAAGACCUUUUGGAGUCGUCUCUGCGGCAGCCGCGAGAAGAAGCCUGUAUACGCCGCCGUCCCCGCGCAGCCCGCCUCCAACGCCAAAGUCGUCAACCUCGUCCGCGGCGACACGUACGAAAUCUCCCAACGCUUCUGGGACUUUCAGAAGCUCGUCUCACAGCCGGUCAAGAUCCUCUUCACCAUGUACUACCUCGUCGACAUCAUGGGCUGGCCGUCGACCGUCGGCUUCGCCCUCAUGGCCGUCUUCCUCACCUGCAACACGCUGCUCGUCAAGCGCCUCAUCGGGCUCGAGCGCCAGCGCACCGCCCACUCGGAUAAGCGCGCACAGGCCGUCUCGCACUUCGUCGAGGCCAGCCGCCCGCUCAAGCUCAACGGGUGGACCAAGUCCUGGAGCGACCGCAUCAUGCGCUUCCGCGCGCUCGAAAUGACCAAGCGCCUGCAGAUGGCGUACGUCACGGCCAGCAUUUCGACUCUGAACGUCACCGGCGGCACAUCCUACCCGCUCGCCAGCAUCGCACUCUUCACCCUCGUCCUCCGCCGCGGCCUCCCCAACGACGUCAUCUGGCCGUCGCUGCAGCUCUUUUCCCAGCUCGAGGCCAGCGUCAAGGAGGCGUUUGACCUCAUUUCCGCCUUUUGGAAGACGACCAUCCCCGUCGAGCGUGUCCACCGCUACAUGGACGAGCCCGACCGCGACGUCGCCUCGUCCAUCACGCCCGGCGCACGCGACAUUUCCUUCCACCACGCCACGUUUGCCUGGCCGUCGACCGACGUCGCCGUGCUGCGCGACGUCAACUUUGACAUAUCCACGGGCUUGACCAUUGUCCGCGGGAAAGUCGGCGCGGGCAAGUCCAGCCUGCUGCUCGCCGCGCUCAACGAGAUGGAGCUGCAGACGGGCUCGCUGACGCUGCCCGACGAGCCCAUCGGGUACGCGCAGCAGCUGCCCUGGCUGCAGAACAAGACGAUCCGCGAGAACAUUCUCUUCCAGCACCCGUUUGACGCGCACCGCUACCGGCAGGUCGUGCACGCGUGCGCGCUCGCGCCCGACUUCGCGGCCUUUGCCGCCGGCGACAUGACCAAGCUCGAGGAGGGCGGCGUCGGGCUCUCGGGCGGCCAAAAGGCGAGGGUGGCGCUCGCCCGCGCGGCGUACUCGCCGAGCCGCGUGCUGCUGCUGGAUGACCCCCUCGCGCCGCUGGACCACGACACGGCGACGUCGAUUGUGCGGCGCUUCCUGCAGGGCCCGCUGGCGAGGGACCGCGUCAUCGUCAUGGUGACGCACCGCGACGACCUGGUGCUGCGCAUCGCGGACAAGGUCGUGGACGUGGACCGCGGCACCGCGCGCGUGCUCUCGCCCGCGGAAGUGAAGGAGGAGCUCGAGCACCCGUACCACGCCGCCGGGGACGAGAUGCACGACGACGCGGACCACUCGGCCGCCGCGCAGGAGGAGCUCCUCUCCGGCGGCAAGAUUGACCCCGAGGACCCGAGCGAGACGGGCGGCGUCUCGUGGGCCGUGUACCUCAAGUACAUGGAGGCCGGCGGGUGGCACCUAUGGGCGCUGCUGGCGCUGGCGUACGGCAUCUCGCGGUACUGCGACAUUUCGCGCGCGCGCCUCCUCGAGGAAUGGGGCAAGGACACGGCCGGGCACGACUCGGGCGGCUACUGGGGCCUGCCGAGCGCGGAGCGCCACCCGAGGCUGUGGCUAUACGUGCUCGGCGCGCUGUCGGCCGGGCAGAUUGCCAGCUACGGCGCGGCGCAGGUGCUCCUCGCGCGCAUCAGCGUCGCCGCCGCGCAGGGGCUCUUCAGAAACGCCGUGGACAAGGUCAGCCGCGCGACGUUUCGGUACCACGACGUCACGCCGACGGGGCAGCUCAAGAACCGGCUCAUUGCCGACAUGGCCAUGGUCGACGGCGGCAUCCUGGCGCCGCUCGAGUCGUUUGUCUUCAACCUCAUCUCGCUCGUCAUGUCGCUCGUGGCGAUAACCUCGCACCAGCCGUCGCUCCUGGCGGUGCUCGGCGUCGUCUCCGUGCUCUUUGUCUACUUCUUCCGGCUGUACGUGCCCGUGUCGCGCUGCCUGCGCCGCAUGGAGAUGCGCUACCUGACGCCCAUCAUUGCCAACAUUGGCGUCAUGCAGGACGGGCUCGUCACGAUCCGCGCCAUGCGCGUCGAGUCGCACUUUCAGCAGCGCCACCUCGAGGCCGUCGACGACUUCCAGAAGCAGGACCACUUCUUCUGGAGCAUGGCGUUUUGGCUCGACUUUCGGCUGUCGAUGAGCUCGGCGGCGAUGCGCGCGGCGCUGAUUCUGCUCAUGGUGGCGUUUGGCACGGCCGCGUCGGCGGUCGGCUUCGUCCUCACGCAGACCAACAUCGCCAUGGCGGCGGUGCAGCAGCUCUGCGAGCGGGUCGCGCAGCUGCAGCUCGACGCCGUAAGCCUCGAGCGCGUCAACAUGCUCAACAGGAUCCCCGCGGAGCCCGAGGGCGGCGACGAGCCCCCCGCCGACUGGCCCGCGCCGAGCGACGCCGUAACCUUUACCGACAUGUCGUUCCGCUACGACGACGACCUGCCGGCCGUGCUCGACCGCGUCACGCUCGACAUCCCCGGCGGGUCGACGUGCGCGGUGCUCGGGCGCACCGGCUCCGGCAAGUCGACGAUUGCCAACGCGCUGCUCGCGACGCAGCUGCCGUCCCACGGGACCGUCAAGAUCGGCGCCAUGGACCUCGCGACCGUGGACCGCACCGCGCUGCGCAACCGCAUUACCUUUAUCCAGCAGGACCCGACGCUCUUCCCCGGCACCCUCCGCGACAACCUCGACCCCGAGGGCCGCUUCUCCGACGCGGCGUGCGCCAACGCCAUCGACCGCGUGCUCGGGCCCUCGUGGGACCUGGACUCGCCCAUCGACGCCGGCGGCAAGAACCUCUCCCAGGGCCAGCGGCAGCUGGUGGGCAUCGGGCGCGCGGUGCUGCGGCGCAGCGGGCUGGUGAUCCUCGACGAGGCGACGGCGAGCAUCGAUCGCGGGACCGCGGCCAUGGUGCAAAAGGUGCUCAGGGAGGAGCUGGCGAGGAGCACGGUGAUUACGAUUGCGCACCGGCUCGAGGCGGUGGAGGAUGCGAAUUGGUGUCUGCGGCUGGAGAGGGGACGGGUGCUCGAGUGUGGCCCCGCGAGGGACUUGGCGACGAGCGGCAAGUGA
Messenger RNA from Akanthomyces muscarius, 4362 nucleotides. RefSeq lists its product as uncharacterized. Bases 1 to 4362 code for a protein of 1453 amino acids. Gene Ontology annotation, biological process: transmembrane transport. The record is from RefSeq and is a predicted model, not a curated record. The transcript has a single exon. Lineage: Eukaryota; Fungi; Ascomycota; Sordariomycetes; Hypocreales; Cordycipitaceae. Gene Ontology annotation, molecular function: ATP hydrolysis activity; ATP binding; ABC-type peptide transporter activity. Gene Ontology annotation, cellular component: fungal-type vacuole; membrane.